Messenger RNA from Cryptosporidium ubiquitum, 1050 nucleotides. Its product is annotated as conjugation stage-specific protein. NCBI's taxonomy places the organism in Eukaryota, Apicomplexa, Conoidasida, Eucoccidiorida, Cryptosporidiidae. The transcript has a single exon. Bases 1 to 1050 code for a protein of 349 amino acids. The record is from RefSeq and is a predicted model, not a curated record. Gene Ontology annotation, cellular component: RNA polymerase II, core complex. Gene Ontology annotation, biological process: DNA-templated transcription. Gene Ontology annotation, molecular function: protein dimerization activity; DNA-directed RNA polymerase activity.
AUGAGAUCUCCAAAAGCGGAGAUUACAGAGUUGACUCCAAACUCUAUAAGGUUCACUCUUUCUAAUACAGAUUUGAGUAUGGCAAAUACUUUAAGAAGAAUAAUUUUGGCAGAGAUUCCAACUCUUGCAAUCGAUCUUGUUACGAUGAUAGAUAACACAUCAGUUUUACACGAUGAGUUUAUUGUUCAUAGAAUGGGACUAAUUCCUUUAGACAGCACAAAUAUUCGAGAUUUCAACUUUAAGGAUAGAUGUGAAUGUCAAGAACGUUGCAAUAAAUGCUCUGUUGAAUACUUAUUGGAUGUAACAUGUGAGGGUGGUAGUAUAAGGAAUGUAACUCACUACGAUAUACAACCGGUUUCAACUUCUACUUCGAUUCCAAUGCCUGUCCCAAAAAAGGAAGACUCUGUAGAUGGGACGAACAACGGUAUUCUAAUAGCUAAGCUUGGCCCGGGACAGAGGAUUGCAAUGAGAAUGACGGCUUGUAAAGGCAUAGGAAAAUUUCACGCUAAAUGGAUUCCAGUCUCAGUCGCCACAUUUACGAAUGAGGCAGAUGUAAGAAUAAACUAUUCACUUUCUACCAAUUUAACUUUGAAACAACGUAAGGAAAUUGUUAGCUGCUGCCCUAAAGAUGUUUUUGCUCUAGGAGGUACUGCUUCAAAAAAUGAAUAUGCCCUAAGCAAAAACUCUUCCUAUUCUACUAAGACAAAGACUGAGGAGCUUCCUGACCUAGAAGUUGUUAGUUCAAAGUCAUGUAUUUUUUGUAAUGAGUGUGUAAAUUUAACUAAGAAUUAUGGUUAUAUCAAUCCUGCUCUAAUUAGAGUCGACACUAAGCCCGAUAGAUUUCAUUUCUUGGUCGAAUCUACAGGAGCUCUACCUGUUGAAAGUAUUGUGGAACUUGCUUUUGAAAUUUUACAAGAAAAAUUAAACACUUUAAGCAGAGGAAUUGCUCGCUCGGAGACAGCACAAAGUGGGUUAGAUACUCAUGGUUCUGGAGGGGUAAACAUCACUGUGGACGAAAGAGCCAUGGAUCUAGUAUUAGACUUAUCUUAA